UUAAAUAAAUAAAUCAGAAGCUCAGUAAAUCAAAGGAGAAGUGCAAUGCUGACAAUGACACAUAUCGACUUUGGUCUUCGAAGUCCACUGCGAGUACUUCCUUUGCCUCACCCUCCUAAACCCUCCAAAUUCAGCUCUUCCAAUGCUGGUUCUUACACCCUUUGUUCCGCCAGCAAGUGGGCCGACCGCCUCAUCUCUGAUUUUCAAUUCACCUCCGCCGCCGACUCCUCUCCUCUCUCCUCAACAUCUGUCACUCUCACUCCUCCUCCCCCUCUCUCUCCUCCCGACCGUCACCUCUCCCUCCCCAUCGACUUCUAUAAGAUUUUAGGCGCCGAGACUCAUUUUUUAGGAGAUGGUAUCAGAAGAGCUUAUGAAGCUAGGGUUUCUCAACCACCUCAGUAUGGUUUUAGUCAAGACGCAUUGAUCAGCCGUAGACAGAUUCUUCAAGGCGCUUGUGAAACCCUAGCUAACUCUAGGUCCAGAAGGGAAUACAACCAAGGCCUUGUUGACGAUGUAGACGAAACAAUCCUCGCUGAAGUCCCCUGGGACAAGGUUCCUGGAGCUUUGUGUGUGCUGCAAGAAGCAGGGGAGGCAGAACUGGUGCUUAGAGUUGGAGAGAGUUUAUUAAGAGAAAGACUACCCAAGGCUUUCAAGCAAGAUGUUGUCUUGGCAAUGGUGCUUGCUUAUGUUGACAUGUCCAGAGAUGCCAUGGCAUUGAUUCCGCCUAAUUUUGUCAGAGGUUGUGAACUGCUGGAGAGGGCUUUGAAGCUCUUGCAGGAGGAAGGAGCCAGCAGUCUUGCUCCAGACUUGCAGGCGCAGAUUGAUGAGACUUUGGAGGAGAUAACCCCACGUUGUGUUCUGGAACUUUUAGCCUUACCCCUUGGUGAUAAAUACCAAGCAAGAAGAGAAGAGGGUCUUCAUGGUGUGCGUAACAUAUUAUGGGCUGUUGGAGGAGGUGGAGCACCAGCAAUUGCUGGGGGAUUCACGCGUGAAGGUUUCAUGAAUGAGGCGUUCUUACGUAUGACAGCAGCAGAGCAGGUUGAGCUGUAUAAUGUCACACCACAUAAUAUCCCAGCAGAAAGUUUCGAAGUUUAUGGAGUUGCACUUGCUCUUGUUGCUCAAGCCUUUGUGAGUAAGCAACCUCAACUCAUUCGAGUUGCAGAUAGAAUGUUCUGUCAACUUCAGCUGAUGAAGGUAGCACCUUUAGGUGACCCUGCCUCUAUCCAUUCUCCCAAAGAAAAUUAUGAGCUUGACUUUGCAUUGGAGAGGGGACUAUGCUCAUUGCUUGUAGGUGAUAUUGAUGGUUGUCGCGUAUGGUUGGGCUUAGAUAGUGAUAAUUCACCAUUCAGAAAUCCUUCUAUUGUAAAUUUUGUCCUGGAGAACUCAACAGCUGAUGAUGAAAACAUUGAAAAGGAUCUUCCUGGGCUCUGCAAGCUGUUGGAGACAUGGUUGACAGAAGUGGUUUUCCCCAGAUUCAGGGACACCAAAGAUAUAUUGUUCAAGCUUCAUGAUUACUAUGACGAUCCUACUGUCCUGAGAUAUUUAGAGAUGCAAGGAAAUGGUGAUUCACCCUUGGCUGCAGCUGCUGCAAUUGUGAAAAUUGGGGCUGCGGAGGCUUCUGCUGUUCUUGAUCAUGUAAAGGCUAGUGCAAUUCAGGCUUUGCAGAGGGUGUUUCCUCUUGGUCAGCGUGACGACAGCAUGAAGAAUCAAGAUGGAGAGAGACACAAUUAUUUUUCUCUUGUAGAAACUGAUGAGCCUAUGGAGAAGUUUGAUCAUCAUGAUAUUUUCAUGGCUGAUACUCCUGGAACAAGUAGUUCUGAUAAAUUACAUGAAGAACAAUUGAUUACAGAAAAAAUUAAAGAUGCUAGUAUGAAGAUUAUGAGUUUUGGAUUGGCAAUUGGGUUGAUAACUUUUGCUGGCCUGAAGUUUUUGCCUGCCAGGAACAGUAUAUCUGAUCCACGAAAUUUAAUUGGUUUACCUAAGGCAUCUGAUGUCACUAAUUUGGGGUCCUUCAGGGAUGAAAAUUUUGGGGAGGAAUUAUCUAGAAUGGAUGCAAGGUUAGCAGAAGAUUUAGUUCGCAAGUGGCAGAAUAUCAAAUCUCAGGCUUUUGGACCUCAUCGUUCCCUAGUGAAACUGUCUGAGAGUCUGACAGGUUUUGGGAGGUCAGAUGUUAAAGAUAUGGGCAGAUCGUGCAGCUGAAAUUGCAGAACUUGGUUGGGUAUAUGAUUAUACUCUCUUAAACCUGAGCAUAGACAGUGUGACUCUUUCACAAGAUGGGAAGCGUGCCUGGGUGGAAGCAACUGUAGAAGAGUCUGCCCACCUCACGGACACAGUUCAUCCAGAGAACAGCGAUUCAAAAACCACAACCUACACAACCAGAUAUGAAAUGUCAGGUUCAAAUUCUGGAUGGAGAAUCACUGAAGGAUCUAAGAUCAUUUAUAAGUAAUGUAUAGAAUAAUUUUUUUGCCAUAUGAUAAUGCCAUCUUUGCAUUUUUCACCUUAUAUACGAAAGUGGCAUUAAUUGAUAAUUUCUUUAAAUAAUAGAAGUUACUUUCUCCCAAA
Mangifera indica (mango) is the source of this 2562-nucleotide messenger RNA. Its product is annotated as protein ACCUMULATION AND REPLICATION OF CHLOROPLASTS 6, chloroplastic. The coding region runs from base 46 to 2199 and encodes 717 amino acids. The record is from RefSeq and is a predicted model, not a curated record. The transcript has 7 exons. Gene Ontology annotation, cellular component: chloroplast inner membrane. NCBI's taxonomy places the organism in Eukaryota, Viridiplantae, Streptophyta, Magnoliopsida, Sapindales, Anacardiaceae. Gene Ontology annotation, biological process: chloroplast fission.